Porites lobata is the source of this 10322-nucleotide messenger RNA. NCBI's taxonomy places the organism in Eukaryota, Metazoa, Cnidaria, Anthozoa, Scleractinia, Poritidae. The record is from the annotation of a GenBank genome assembly.
GUUCUUGGAGAGCUCAUGGGAGAUAAAAGCCUCGAAAAGUUUCGUGUGGAGUAUGAAAAGUUACACAGAGCUUUGAAGAAGUCUCAUGAAAGCGAAAAACGUUUGAUGCAAAAAUGUAGGGAGCUGAACGCAGAGAUUGUAGCAAACGCUUCCAAAGUUCAAACGGCUUUGAAACUUUCGCAGGAAGAUCAGACGACGAUUGCUUCCCUUAAAAAGGUAAUCAUUUUCGAAAGUGAACGACCCUUGUAAAGACUGCAGGUAUCACAUAAAUUUGCUAACUAGUUGCAAAAUGGUUGAGAUCCUUUAGCAACAAAAUAAUACUUUUCAUAAUUCAGUUAGCCUGCAUCACAGAUGUAAUCUAACCCCGGGAAGUAACAUCUGUGCAGUGCUAAUAUUACCAGUAAUAUGUUUCAAAUUGCGCAUCAGCCUGAUUGGCAAAUGUACAGUGGCAUUUUCAACAGCCCAACCAUGGUGUAUACUCAAAUCCUGGUACACAGUUAGGGAUCCAGAACAAGGAUUUCAGCACUGCCUCACAGACGGACUUAAAAAGAUGUUUAGUUCUGUCUUUGGCGCAGACCAGUGAGUGAGCCUUAGAGGGGAAUAUCCAUCAUUUACAUGAUGUAGUGAUCUACAAGUAACAGCCAAUCAAAUCAUUUACCACACAUUCCGGGAAAAAUCACAUGGCCUCCAUACACGAUUAGCAAUGCCGAAUCACAGAGGCCCCUUCUCCGAUUUUUCUUGAGGGGAGGGGGGUUUGUACACAGGCUAGUGCCAGUGAGGAGAUCACAUUUUUGGGCAAAACUCAUUCCUGCACUAUUAAUAAAUAAAUUGUAGAACUUUCUUGGAACAUGUUAGUAUAGUACCAAAGUAUCAAGUUGUAACAGUAAAGGAAAGUCUUAGCCUAGUUAAAUGUAUUUUACUUUCAUGCUAAUCAACUUUUGAAAGUGCAGCUGCUUUUAGAAGUGGGUAAAUCAAGCUUAAUUCACAAAGUGCUUCAAGAAUUGCUUGUUACCAUUCUUAGUUUGUUUCUGUUGUUUUCUUUCUCUUAGGAAAUUGAAAAAGCAUGGAAAAUGGUUGAUGCGGCACAUGAUAAGGAGCAAAGAGCAAGGGAAACUAUUCAGUCUUUGAAACUUGAGAUAGCAAACCUCAGUAAACUGGUGGAACAGGGAGCAGGCUUAACUAUGGGUCAAGAUCACAGGUAAUGACAAAAAGAUAUGAACUAAAAGUGCAUAAAAGAGGGUGUGUGUCCAGGUUUGGUUGUGUUUGUCUGUACUUAUUUUGCAGUUAAACCCAUUCCUUUCUAAUGCAGGUUCAGAGCCACCUUAAAUCUGUGAAAGGUGAAAGAAAUAUACUAGUGCUAUGGUGCUUUGUUAUGUGAGAAUACAGCCUUUUUAAUAGCCAUGUUGGUAUUUGGUUCGAUGUAUGACCUUGGGUGUGUUUGCAUUUUUAGUUGUCAACUUUUUUAACUUAACAUACCAGAAGACAGGGUUUAUUUGACUGUUUUGUUGAAAUUUCAUGUUAUGUUCGCUUUUCAAUUUUAGUGUUAAUGAGCUGCUCAAAAUCAAAGAUGAGUUAACAAAGGAAAGAGAUGAAAAAUUGUCUGAGAUCACCAAGGUUUGAAUUUUUUGUUUUGUUGAGAUUCUGACUUGUUAAUUCUUGUAUGUCUUAUACAUGAUUGUACAUGAAUAACUUGAUUGUAAUUCCUGGCUUAUGUAAACUCAAUGUUAAAUUUUUUUAGAUGAGAGAAGAGCUCUCCAGUGCAACUACAAAACAGCAGAAGGCUGAGCAAGACAGGGAAGAAGCUGAGAUGAAGAUUGCAGAAGUAAGUUACAUGUGCUCAUAAACUCAUAACCCUAUCCACAGGUACUUACAAGUAUAUUUAUACAUGAAGUAUAUUGUAAGGUACACUGUAGAAUCUAGUGCUGUGCUGAUCAUCAAUUAUAAUCGAUCAUUGAUUGCAAAUCUUUAAGCAACGUGACAAUUGAUUAUGGAUGAUAACAAUCAAUUAUCCCGGACAAAUGAAAAAAAAUUAUUGAUGACAAAUAAAAACUUGUAACAGCAGCUUCCACUGAAUACCUUUUUCUCCUACGUUUCAUACAUUUUUAAUGUUUUCCAAAACUUGGUGAAACACGCUUGCGCCAGGCUAGGUUUUGCAUUUUGUAUCUAUUUGUUCACAUUUGAUGGUGAGUAUUUUAAACGGAAAAAAUUUACCUUGAUUGUUCUCUUAGAAAUUAUCCCAUAAUUUAGUAGCUGGCCGUAAAAUACAUUUUUAGAUCUACUACUGUGGUCAGAAAGGUUACAAGAGUAGAUGAAAGGAAAACAGAUAUAAACAGUUUUCGAAGAUCGAAUUGAAACUUAAGUUGGUUCCCAGGGUCUUCUUCUUCUUGUCUCAAUUUAAGUUGUCCACAACAAACAAGGUGGCUUAGUUUUUUAUCAGUAGAUUUUCUGAUUAUAAUCGAUGAUCGAUGGGUUGGGUCAAUCUGAUUAUUUCCGAUGACUCGAUGAUAAAAUCUUAGCCGAUUCCCUUCACUAGUAAAUACAGCCAACUGAAUCACCGCCGUAUAAAGGCUUUACAGACUCAGCUACAUGGAAUGUACUCAUUUGCAAGACAAAGUGGCACUGAUCUGUUUUGGUUGAAGUGAGAUUGCCAAUCUACAGUUGGCUACACACAUUAAAAUUUACUUGAACAAUAAUUUCAUCCCCAAGGCCAAUCUAAGACCACGCUUUAGGGAAAGGUGUGAUACUUUGGCUGAUGGUUUGUUUUCCCAGCUCAGAAAUUUAUUGAAAUGGUUAGUAUUUGUUAUCAUGUUAGCAUGCAAAACAUGUCAAGUUUUCCAUAUAACUUAUGAAUAAUGUUGUUACCUUAAUGGCAGUUGUAUGUGUUGCAGUUAUUUUUUUAUUUCAGUCAAUUCUUGAUUUCCUUUGUUUUGGGGUAUGGUAAUGUAUGCCAAUGAAUUUGGAACAAAGGAAAAAUAAAAAUUAACUGCAACAUAUGCAUUGAAGAAUUAUGGAAUUAACCUUUAAUAGUUGUUUUGAUCUUCUCUUUUGAUUUUGAACUCCAGCUUAAAGAAGACAUUCAAGUCCGCAGUAAUGAAGCACAGCGAGAAGCCAGGAAAAAGGAGAAAAUCGAAAAAGAGUUAAAGCAAGCCAAGAAUGACUUGGAAACCAGAACUGCCGAGUUGAAAACAAAAUCAGGCAAUCUUCAACGAGCACAGGAAGACAUAACUAAGCUAGAACAACAACUUAAAGAACAAAGGGUAAGUUCAUAACAAGAUAAAUUGCAUAUUCGAGUUCGGCACCUCUUCGAGGCUGGGCGCUUAUUAAAUUUUCACCAUUCUCAGCAAGUGUAGUAGUAUAUUUUGCAACAAAACAGUAAAUGCUAAUUGCAAAAAGCGAAGAUGCAACAAAGCAAGGUUUCUGUAAAAUAUUCUGAACAAAACUCGGUCUUCGGGAGGGUCUCUUAUCAUCUCUUAUUGGAGUUUUUAUUGGAGGGAGUUGGGUGGGGUUGGUGUUCAUUCGAGGCUGGGCGCUUAUUAACUUUUUCUGCCUUUAGAAUGGGCGCUUACUCGAGGUGGGCGCUAAUUCGAGGUUGGGUACUUAAUCGAAUAGAUACGGUAAUGCAUGAAUUCAUACCUGCCUUUUUAAUACUGAAGUUUUACAUUUACACAUGUCCUUUUCCUUCUGUAGAUACUAAAUGAAAAAGCCAUGAAAGAUACAGAUCUGCUGAACGCUCGACUCACCAAAGUCCAACAGGAUUUUGAUCAGCAACUGUUGAACUGUGAUCAGCUUGCAACGGAAAAUACACAAAAAGCUGCCGAGCUGAAAGCCAAAGAAGAUGAAAUCAACGGUCUUAAACAGGACACAGUGCGACUAACGAAAAUGAGAGAAGCUAUCCAAAGAAAGCUUCGAACCAUUGAAGAUCAAAAAAUUGAAGUUGAGCAGCAGAAGGAAACACUCAAGGGGCAGAUUGCAGGGUUAGAAAAAGGUAUUAAAACUGGAGAAUGUUUCUGGGAGUUUUGAGAAAUAGAAGGAGUACAUACCAAAUAGACCCAUCCACUUAUUGAUGACUUGAAAAUAAGCGUGGUAGAUUUUUGCAGCCUGUUUGCAUAUAUGAUCGCUGUGAUACUGAAAAAAGUUCUGAUCCAAGCAAUCGUAGAGAUUGUAGCAGCCAUGUAGAAUUAAUUAAGUCUUCCUUAAUGGCCAUUUUAAGGUUGUGAAUAAGACUGAAUCGGUGUUGUGUCAGAUUGCAGGCAUUUUCAGUCAGAGAUCGUUGUUUAAAACUGUGAACAAAGAUAAGGUGCCGGAUGAGGCGAAGUUGCGGGAUACAAGCUGUAUGGUUCUCGGUUAAUCUUCCCUCGUUUUGAUUUUAUAUGACGUCAAAAUUAAUGCAAAUGUAUUUGUCGCAAGGAAAAAAAGGUGUCAUUAAAAAACAUUUCAAUGUGGUAGCGCGUGAUUAAUUCAAGCUAAAAUAGGCGAUAUUUCCGCACAAUUCAUCUGUUCUCUAACGUUAUCCUAUCACAGGACAAGUAGUGAAUUUGAAUAUAUUAUUUUCUUCCCUUUACUUCAACAUCUACACAACAUUUUUUCCAGAACUUGAAUCGAGCAAAAAACAGGCUGAAGCCGAUAAGAAGGCCAUAGACGAUCUUGUUCGUGAGCGGGACAUCCUUAACAAGGUACGUCAAUAUGUCCAUACCUUGUAUCUUUCCUAAAACUUUGGUUUCUCUUCUAGUAUUUAUAAAUUCUAACACUUAUUUGCUAUUUGACUUUUCCAAUGUAGAACCUUCUCAAAGCAGCGGGCGCUACGCAGAAGCAGCUCGGCCUUGUCCGGUUACACGAGCAAACCAAGAAAAACUUAGAGCAAGAAAUUCAGGUGAGAAUACAGUCGUAACGAAUAUGCUUUUUCUUUACUGACAGCAGCGUAGUUUUCUCGGGAACUUUGGCCAAGAAUAACGUCCGUAUUGUAGCUCUUACAGAACCUUUGUGAGUGUGAGCCGUAAACAAGAUACCGUGAAACCUCUAUUAAGCCCCCCUCCCAAAAAAUCCCCCUUUUUCAGGGAAAGAAAGUUAUUAAACCCCCUCUCUUAAAAGCUCCCUCGUCUUUCCUUUUUCCCGGGGGCUUAAUUUAGGAUUUACGGUCGGUGAUUUGCAGUAUUUCUCCUUGACAACUCUUGAUUGUUUGAAAGUAUAAAGCUGUCGCUUACCCCGUGGACCUGGCGUAGCCGUUGUCACCUCACACAACAUCUUGCUGGCUUCUAUCCAUAACUUGAAGUCUUUUGAAUGAUUUUAGCUGUUAUCAUUACCGCCCUUUUCGUGCCUAAACAUUUUAAUCACUUCGUAAUUCCAGAACUACAAAGAUGAAGCACAGAAGCAACGCAAAAUUAUCUACCAACUGGAAAAGGAGAGAGACCGUUACAUCAACGAAGCCAGCGAACUCACACAGAAGGUUCUGCAGCACAUGGAGGAUGUUAAAGUCCGUGAAAUGCAAAUCUUCGAUUACAAGAAGAAAAUCGCUGAGGCUGAAACGAAGCUGAAGCAGCAACAGGUGCGUUUCAAUUUAUGCUACUUGUAUUGCUAUGGUAACCCUGUUCAGGAGGCUUCUAUAGGAGAAAAGAACCCCUUACUGAGAAGGAUUAACACUUCGUUUGUUAGUUUUAUAACGAGGAAGUUUGCAAACCUCACCCUAAGACCUACGGCAAUUGCCGCUGAAGUAAAUGUGUGCGUUCAUAAAGGACGUUCUGUAAUAGGGAUCCAUAGCCAGUGAGAUCCGCAUACAGUGUUUGCAACGACUACAUUGUAACGCUGAGCUCUGUUGAUAUGUCUGGUAAUGGUAGUCAGCUUAUCCCAAGGAGAUAUUGGAAUCGUGGAAACUGGAUUUGAAAUUUCAUGGAUAAACAUUCUCAUGACGUUACCCCUCACCCCCUGUACACCUGCUAAACAACGUAAUGAUAUCCCUGGCAUGCAUUAAAGGAAGGGAUAGUUUGGACAGCUUAUUUCUAACGCCCCGCAGUAAUGCAUCGGUUUGUUUGGUUGGGAAAAUGGAGUAUUACAGUUUCUUUGCUGAUGUUGUUCUUGAUUUUCUUUUUUCGUGAUAACUGUAUGUAAAAGCAGACGGUGAUGAUGUUUAUGAUGUGUAUUUAAUCGGCAGAAUCUGUACGAAGCCGUGCGCAGUGAUCGCAACCUGUACAGCAAGAACCUUAUCGAGUCCCAGGACGAGAUCACCGAGAUGAAACGCAAACUGAAGAUUAUGAACCACCAGAUCGAUCAACUGAAGGAGGAAAUCAUGGCUAAAGAAGCGGCGCUUGUAAAGGAACAUCUGGAACAUCAAAGAGUUGAGAAGGAAAAGGAUGCUUUGAAAGCUGAAUUGCAGCGGAUGAAGCAACAGGCUGCGGAAUCCAAGGCUUACAUUGAACAACAAGAGGUUGAGGAACGGAAGCUGUUGAAGAUCAUAUCAGAAGCUGAUGCUGAGAGACUCAGACAGAAGAAAGAGCUCGAUCAGGUUGGUUCUUACUCCCUGCUAGCAUAGGCUCCGCCCCUCGCACUUUUUCUCCUUUCACGUGCGGCUCUCGCGUGACUUCUCGUGACUUCCGCAAAUGGAGAACUUGCUCGCAGACUAUUUCUUGUAUGGCCCCAAUUGCACGUUUUAUGUAGUGACUCCUGCACAUUUUUUUAGGUGAUUAGUGAAAGGGAUAUAUUGGGAACACAGCUUGUAAGAAGAAACGACGAGUUAGCCUUGUUAUACGAAAAGAUAAAGAUUCAACAGUCUACUCUCAACAAAGGUACGUUUUUCUUAAUCCCCUUUUAAAUAUCGCCUCUGACCAUUGACACAAACUAAAAUAUCAACAUUGUUGUCUCGAUCAAUGCAUAGGUAAAGGCGCACCCGAGCCAAAGGCCCACGCAGCCGGAGCUUAUACCGGUUUCCGUAGCAUGAAGCAAGCCUAGGAGUAUUGCUUCUCCCCCCUGGACGGGAUGCUAGUCUAUCGUAGGGUUAACCCCCAGCAGUAUGUCGCUGGUACCCAUUUAUACACCUGGGUGAAGAGAGACAAAGUGGAGUAAAGUUCCUUGUCUAAGGAAACAACGUGACGGGUGAGGCUUGAACCCCGGACCUCCAGAUCUGGAAUUCGAGGUGUUAACCGCUCGGCCACACACGCCUCCACCCCGUCAAUGCAUAACACCUGUUUUUUGAUGAAGACAGCAAUGUGCCGUUAUAUUAAAGUUUUCCACCGUGAAAGCCUCCAAGUGAAAAUAAAGUCUUCGUAAAGCUUAUGUGCUGAAAAGAGAACCGUCAGCGCAUCCUCUUACUGAUGCAACUAGCAAUUCGCAACCAAGUGUUUUUCCUCGUAGAUACUAUUUUAAUAUCCCCAGCGCCUCUUUGUAGAUGCUUGAACGGUAUCACAAGUUGUUCUUUGCUUAUUGGGUUUUGUUUUUGUAGGUGAGAUUCAGUACCGACAGAGGUUGGAAGAUAUUCGACUGCUUAAACUUGAAAUCAAGAAACUUCGCCGUGAGAAGAACAUUCUCACAAAGAGUGUGGCGAAUGUGGAGGACUUGAGGUAAACAAUGUCAGUGAUGUUGUUGACGAUCUUGCAAUCCCAGACGAAAGUAGUUGGGAAGGUAGUACAAAUUAAUAGUAGUCUAUUUUAGUCCUCAGAAAGAUAGUUUUCUCUUUUGCUAAUAUCCCCCGUCCUCUGUAUUCAGUGUUGGGAUAUAACAGAACAAUUAGGCGCAAAAACAUAAGUUUUGCUCAACAUUGGGUCAGGGACGGGGAGAGGAAGGAAGAAAGAGGUUAAAAAAGCAACCUUCCCUAUACUUUUGACGAUGAUUGUCUGAGUACAGAAAAUCAACUUUAAAUGCUUAUAAAACGUGUCGUAUUUAACAUUUGACUGAGAUAUCUCGCCCUGGAACUGUGCUGUUGAUGUACGUUCUUUGCUAAAUACAAAAUGUAAUAAAGGUUACAUUUCGGUAAAAUCGCAACUAUGAAAAUUUUGUAUCUGACGUGCAUGGCAUUCAUCGCGUGACCACAAAAUCCAGUCGGUUCCAGUUGGAAUAAACAUUGUCCUUGUAGCCAACAGCGUUACAAACACCAACGUCACAAACACCAGAAACCAACUAUGAAAAACUGUAAGGCAAACAAAUUUUCAAAAGCUACAAUUGCGCUGAAUCCGUUUCAAUCUACUUUAAGUUUGACCAUCCGUGCCGCCUCCUUUGGUAUUGCUGUGUUCUUUAUAACCUUUUUUCACGAUGCUCUGAGCAGUUAUUUGUAUGGUUUCUGAAUUUAACGAAAUUUUGUGACAAAGCUCUUUUAAACGAGUACUUUGCACUCAGGGCAUAAACGCCGGACGUUUGGGUCAAUGCAGCUGUUGACCGACGGCUAUGCCAUUCUGAUAAGUUAUGAUCUUACAAGGACGAAACAGCUAUCCAUGGCUACCACUGUUUGAUUGGGUUUAACUGAUUAGUUUCUAAAAAGGUGUCUUCUUUUACUGUUCGUAAAGGCGGGAAGUUUAUCACACACAACGUGAGCUACUCAGAGAGCGAACUAGAUGCAAGGCUCUGGAAGAAGAACUUGAAAACCCAAUGAACAUUCACAGAUGGAGGAAACUCGAGGUACGGUAAUACCCUUUUGCUGCACUAUUGAAUUCCUUGAGAAAACCUGUGCUAACUUCUUCUAUUUCUACGUGUAGGGAAGCGACCCCAGCACAUACGAAAUGAUCCAGAAGAUUCAGACCUUACAAAGACGAUUAAUACAAAAGACUGAAGAGGUUAGUUUACAUCGCUUGGUCUUGCGCGCGCGACUUGUCUCAUAACACGCGCGCGUGCUUAAAUUUUCUGACGUCAUAAUAGGAAGAAGUUCGCAUCUUACGCACAAGAGCCAGAAAAUGACGUCUUAAAUUCUCGCUAGGGAGUGAUACCUUUCUUGUGUUUUCUACUCUGGCAGUGAUUUUGAUGCUUCUCUUUAAAAUCCGCUGAGCGUGAAAUGUUUGUAAAAGAAUUAGAGUUCUCUCAGGGGGUGACCAUUCAACUUUGGAGGGCAGCGGUGGGAUAUUUCAGAACAAACACAUUAGAAUUACAUUACAUUAGUAGUCGUGGAGAUAAAGCCUUGCCCAAAGUGAAUCACCCAUUCCCCCUCUAAAAAAAAUGAGUGAUCAGCCCCGCCCUAACGAGUCACAUUCAGUUGGGUAUGAUGUGUCUCUAAGUACUGAAGUUCGUCUGAAAGUGAGAAAUCGUUUGCAUUAGUUUAUCUUGUACUAUUUAGUCAUUUACCGAAUUGUUUGGACUUGUAUAUCAUUUACUUUGUUAGGUCGUGGAAAAAGAGCUGCUUAUCCAAGAAAAAGAAAAACUUUACAUGGAACUUAAACAGAUACUCGCUCGACAGCCAGGUCCGGAGGUCGCUGAACAACUCAGUAUUUAUCAACAAACACUCAAAGAAAAAACCAAACAAAUGAAGGGAAUGUCAUCGGAACUGAACAUGUACGAAGCACAAGUUAAAGAAUACAAGUACGAGAUUGAGAGAUUAGCAAAAGAACUACAAGAGGUCAAGAAAAAGUUUUAUAUGCAGAAAAGAAAAGAGCAGCAAGCAAGGUACACUAACCACGUCUUACGUAUUUUGUCAACGUACUAGCACUAUACCAGUUAUCGUAUUCGACUUAGAUUUGCUUCUUUAAGUUUGAGUGUGACCUCGAAUAAAGUUAGUUCACUAAGAUACAUGGGACAUUCUUGUCUAUAAUGUUUAAAGUCCCUCGUUUUGUUGAGACGACCGUCGAGAUUCAGAGAGUGUCAGAUCUACCCAGGGAGCGGAACCUGUGGCGGGGAGGGGGAGCUAUAAAAUCCGAUGCCCCCACGCCCCGUUUGAAACCAAGUGGCCACCUAUAACAGCAAGCGCUCUAUCUCGACGAUCUUACAGAAAAAUAGGGGACUGUAGACAGUCUAUCUUGUGUCAUGCACUCGUAUUUCUCAUAAACGUUCCCCUUUUAUUUCAGGGAGCGAGAUCGCGCUUACCAACAGGCUGCCGGACCCGCAUUCUCUCCUCAAAGAUCAGACGGACCAAGAUUUACUGGUGGAGGUUUCAAUCUAAAGCCACCUCAAAAAGCUGCCGCUUAAUAGUCGAACAAUCUAUUUGUAAAUAGUCUGAAUAAAACUUUUGUACAUAGAGUUUUUUAUCGUACCUCAAAGGAAAUGUCUAUAUAGAGAAUGAACUCAUGGAAGGAGUAUGCUCGACGCGUUUUAAUGUUUGGAGACUAUUGUCAUGAAAGUUGGCAAAGGUUCAAACAAGAGAGCAACACUGAGGUUUUUAUAAGUAGAAAAUCGUUUGACUAUCAUUCUCGCAUGUU